AAAGUUUAAAGUAUCAUGUUUUUUAUGUUAAAAAUAUUUUAUAUUUCUUGUUCUAUCGCGCGCGCGAAAUUGCGAGCCGAAAUUCAGUCGAAGCUACAAGCAUCAUCCGCAUAUUUCGGAUAUAAAAUGUCUGAGUUAACGCAAGUGCAAAGUAAUAAAAUUUUUGGAGGAUGGCAGAAAGUGUAUUCGCACAACAGUGUGCAAUUAGGAUGCAAGAUGAAAUUCGCUGUCUAUCUACCACCCCAGGCUGAAGAAAGUCCUGUACCAGUUAUCUAUUGGUUAUCUGGUCUUACUUGUACCGAGGCUAAUUUUAGUGAAAAAGCUGGAGCUCAGAAAUAUGCUGCGAGUUAUGGUGUGCUUCUUGUUAUACCUGAUACAAGUCCAAGAGGAUUGAAUAUUCCUGGAGAGGAUGCUAGUUAUGACUUUGGCACUGGUGCAGGAUUUUAUGUGGAUGCAACACGUGAACCAUGGAACAAAAAUUAUAGGAUGUACAGUUAUGUUACCAAAGAACUACCAGCUUUGAUCAAUAAAGAAUUUCCAAUUUUACCAGAUAGACAGUCUAUAAUGGGCCAUAGUAUGGGUGGACAUGGUGCUUUAAUAUGCGCUUUUAAAAACCCUGGACAGUAUAAAACAGUCUCAGCUUUCGCACCUAUAAGUAAUCCAAUUUUAUGUCCAUGGGGAAAGAAAGCUUUCUCAGGAUAUCUGGGAGAGCCAGAAGACAAUAUUGCAUGGAAAGAAUGGGAUGCUACAGAACUAGCAAAAAUAUAUGAUGGUCCACCUUUGGACAUUUUAAUCGAUCAGGGCAACGAGGAUCAGUUUCUGAAACAAGGUCAACUGUUGCCAGAGAAUUUAUUAAAUGCUGCCAAAGAUAAUGGGAUAGCAUUAGUUCUCAGAUUUCAGGAUGGUUAUGAUCAUAGCUAUUAUUUUAUAGCUACAUUUAUCGAAGAUCAUUUCAAGCAUCAUAUAAAAUAUCUUAAAAGUUAAGUGUUCUAUAUUAAAUAUUCUAUAUUAUUAUUCUAUUGG
This is a messenger RNA of Cataglyphis hispanica, 1023 nucleotides long. Its product is annotated as S-formylglutathione hydrolase. NCBI's taxonomy places the organism in Eukaryota, Metazoa, Arthropoda, Insecta, Hymenoptera, Formicidae. Gene Ontology annotation, biological process: formaldehyde catabolic process. Gene Ontology annotation, cellular component: cytosol. Gene Ontology annotation, molecular function: S-formylglutathione hydrolase activity. The transcript has 5 exons. The record is from RefSeq and is a predicted model, not a curated record. Bases 16 to 984 code for a protein of 322 amino acids.